This is a messenger RNA of Strongyloides ratti, 2343 nucleotides long. RefSeq names its product Arf GTPase activating protein family and Pleckstrin homology domain and Ankyrin repeat and Pleckstrin homology-like domain and Ankyrin repeat-containing domain-containing protein. The record is from RefSeq and is a predicted model, not a curated record. Gene Ontology annotation, molecular function: GTPase activator activity; protein binding. Gene Ontology annotation, cellular component: cytoplasm. Bases 1 to 2343 code for a protein of 780 amino acids. NCBI's taxonomy places the organism in Eukaryota, Metazoa, Nematoda, Chromadorea, Rhabditida, Strongyloididae. The transcript has 6 exons.
AUGGUUCAUUACGAUAAAUAUAUGAAUUUUAUAGAAGCUAUUAAAGAUUCGCCAAAUUUCAGGGCUUCUUUACUUGAAAAUGAAUUAUAUUUGGUUGGUUUUCGUAAAAGAAUUGAAGAAUUAAUUAAAACAAUUGAUCAUGUUUUGUCAUUGGAAGAACAAUUAACAGCAGCUUCAGGUAAACUUAAUAUUUGUUUUGCUGAAGCAUGGAAAAGUAUGAAAAACAAUGAUCCUGUAUCUGAUGUAACUUUCUCAACAGUUUCGGAAGGAUUUUCUAAAAUUAUGAAUACAAAUGGUUCAGUACAUGAAAGUUCUUUCCUAUCUAUGCGUAAUGUUUUAUUUAAUUUUUUAAAAAGUGAUUUAGAAAAAUUAUCAGAAACAAAAUCACAAUUUAAUAGUAUAUCAUCAAAUUUAGAAGAAGCAUUAACAAAAAAAGCAUGUAUACCAAAACAAAAGGCAAAUGAAUUAGGUGAAGCAAAAAAUUCUCUUACGGCUAUUGGGACAUGUUAUGCACACGUGUCAGUAGAUUAUGUUGCACAAAUUAAUUUAAUACAUGCCAAGAAAUGUUAUGUACUUAUUGAAGCUAUUUGGAAAUUUCUCAACGAGGGAACAAAUUAUUAUAAAAAGAGUUACAAGACAUUGAUUGAUUUUGUCGAUAAAGAAGGACAAGAAAUUUUUAAUACAAUAACUAAUUUAAAAAAUAAUUUUAAAAUUAUGGAAAAAAAAAUGCAGGAUAGGCAUUCUGUCGUACCAAAGGAAUUAUUUUCUCUUCCAACAGGAUUAUCUUUAGAUCCAGAAGUUGUUAUGGAAGGAUAUUUAUUUAAACGAUCAUCUAAUGCUUUUAAAUCAUGGAAUAGAAGGUGGUUUCAAAUUAAGGAUAAUAAAUUAAUGUAUUCACAUAAAAAUAAUGAUCAUGAACCAUUAAGAGUAAUGGAAAAUAAUUUAAAAUUAUGUCUUGUACGUCCUGCUCCACCAAAUAUUGAAAGAUCAUGUUGUUUUGAAUUAGUUACUCCAUGUAAAUCUUAUAUGCUUCAGGCAGAUUCUGAUUUACUUUGUAAAACAUGGAUACGUGCUCUUCAACGUACUAUACAACAUUUACAUGAAGAAAGUUUUCAAAAACCUAAGAAAGAUGUUAAUUUUGAUAAUGUAAGUAAUGAACAACAAGAACAUAAUAAUGAUAAUAAUAUAAAUAAUUUAUGUGGAUUUGAAUCAAAUGAGUCAAAUACUAGUACACCACGACAAGAAUUACAAAAGAUUGAUAGUCAAGAUGAACCGAUUAAAAAAUUUAAAAAUGUAUUAUCAAUAAGAGAAUUUUAUUCACAUGUACGUUCAUUACCAGGGAAUACUAUUUGUGCAGACUGUAGAUGUUCUGAUGCGAAAUGGAUAAGUAUUAAUCUUGGUAUAAUUAUAUGUAUAGAAUGUAGUGGUGUACAUAGAAGUCUCGGUGUUCAUAUAUCAAAAGUAAGAUCAUUAACAAUGGAUUCAUUAGAAAGUAAACAACAAGAAGUUAUGUUAUCAUUAGGUAAUGAUAUUGUUAAUUCAAUUUAUAUGAAAUAUUAUAAUUAUUGGGGAAAAGAGUAUCCAUUAAUUGUAAAAGAUUCACCUAGAUCAGAAAGAGAAUAUUUUAUAAAAGCAAAAUAUGUUAAAAAAAUAUUUACUGAAAAGUCACCUACUCUUAAUAUUGGAAUAAAAAUAUGUGACAAUAAUUUUGAAGAUGGUGAUUCAUAUGUUAAUCAUCAAUAUUUACCCUUACCAACAACUGAAACAUUAUCAAUUAAAAGUUUUGAUCGAUCAGAAUCAAGGUUAUCCUGUGAAUCAGAGACAAUGAAAUUUGAUAAUUCAGGAAAUGAUGAAUUAUUUUUACCCGAUAUGGUAUAUGAUGUCAUAAAAAAUAAUAAUAUUGUAAAAAUGUUAGAACUUCUCGCAAAUGGCUUUGACAUUAAUUCUGUAAUCCAAGGUAAUACUCCAUUACAUAUUGCUGUAAAAUAUAGUAAUCAAGGAAUGAUUGAAUUUUUAAUACUUAAUGGUGGAAAAAUAAAUGCAUUUAAUGAAGAUUUAGAUACACCAUUACAUAUUGCAGUUAAAAUUGGAGAUCCAUUAUUAGUUUAUCAUUUAAUUAAAAGGAAUGCUGAUAAAUCAAUUAAAAAUAAGAGGGGUUUAACACCUUUAGAAUGUGCUAUGGAAAAUGAACACGCAAAUGUAGUUGUUUUAUUUCGUCUUGUUGAUUUAAAAAAUGAAUGUACAAAUGUUGAUAGUAAUAAUACAAUGUUAGAUGAAAAUAUUGAUGAUUUUUUAAGUAAUUUACAAAUCCAGGAAAAUGAAUAUAAAGAAACAAAAAUAUAA